UAAUAUUAUGAAAAAUAAAACAUAAAACUUAUUAUUCAUAGCACAUAAAAAAAAUUAAAUAAGAUUAACUCGUUAGCUGUAUUAUAACUAUUUUAAACUUAUAUUGUUAUUACUAUUAUCUAAAAAGAAUCAUAAAAUAAACAAAUAUUAUGCUUCAUAAGACGUGUUCAGUAUCUUGUCUGUUGUUCAAAAACUUAAUGAUCCGUCCGGUGUUAAAAAUGCACGCUUCGUCGUUGGAUGCUAAAAUGAUGAACAAAGUAAUGGGUCUCCGUAAAAAAACUAAGAAAAAGAGCUGGUAUCAAUCGACUGUCGGAGCUAAUAGGUCGUUUGAAGAUAUCAUUAAACAAACGACUAAGAACGAGUCUGGUCGUAAUACUAACAAGCGAGUAAAUAUUUUAAAUAAUAUUCUAAUGAAAAAUAUCACCGACUUAAUGACUGCUGGUGAAUUAUUUGAUAAAAUCUUUGGAUAUGGUCUUGAAAUAACUAAAGUUAGUAUUUCAAGCGAUUAUAGAUUUGUCAAAGUUUUUUGGAUGUCAAAAGCAUUUGAGGAUGAGGCCAAAUUAGAUGAAUUACUGAAUAGCAUAAGUGGUGCGUUGAGACAUGAAUUAUCCAACUUACAAAUCAUGGGCGAAGUGCCAGUGUUAAAAUUUGUUAAGGAUAAGACUUUUGAUAAUAUUAAAGCAGUCGAUAAUUUAUUAAAGAAAGCAGAUUUUGGAGAAGAUUUUGUGCCAACCUGUCCUACAUUAUUGAACAAAUAUGAAACCAUUUACACAGUUAUUGAACCAGAAUUAAAAGUAAGAAUAAAUGAUCUAGAAGACAGUGAAAAUAUAAGCGAGGAACAAGAAGAAUUAAUACCUCCGAUGAAAAUGGACGUUAUGGGCUUAGAUCAUGCAACAAUUAUGUCUAGAAUAAAUGCAUCUCUUCAAAAAUCAAAAGCUGUCCAUCGGCAAUCAAAUAAUACACAGAACGUUAUGAAAAAUAUUGGUACUUCCAACUCUGAAGAAGAGCCACAAUAUAUGUCGUUUAAAGAUUUUGUAAAAAAAAGAAGAAUUCAACAAGCCAAAGCAUAUUGUAGCAGAAGAAGUAGAUCGAUCGAGAGAGACAUGUAUGAAGAAGACCUGAGGUCAUUUUAUAAUAAUAAUAAUACGACUGAUGAGAAUUUAGUAGACGAUGAAUACCCUUUUAAUGUUUAAUUAAUACUCAUUAAUGUUACUUUUGUCGUUCUUUGUAUUUAAUAAAUGUUUGUUUUAAUAGUGUUUA
This is a messenger RNA of Adelges cooleyi (spruce gall adelgid), 1260 nucleotides long. RefSeq lists its product as uncharacterized. NCBI's taxonomy places the organism in Eukaryota, Metazoa, Arthropoda, Insecta, Hemiptera, Adelgidae. The transcript has 6 exons. The record is from RefSeq and is a predicted model, not a curated record. The coding region runs from base 150 to 1193 and encodes 347 amino acids. Gene Ontology annotation, biological process: rRNA processing.